This is a messenger RNA of Oryza brachyantha (malo sina), 4591 nucleotides long. RefSeq lists its product as uncharacterized. The transcript is spliced from 9 exons. The coding region runs from base 233 to 4510 and encodes 1425 amino acids. The record is from RefSeq and is a predicted model, not a curated record. NCBI's taxonomy places the organism in Eukaryota, Viridiplantae, Streptophyta, Magnoliopsida, Poales, Poaceae.
AAAAGAUGCCAACUUCUUCCACCGCCUCCUACGAUUUCCUCGCCCGUGCUCCCCAAUCCAAUCCGUGGCUCCGCCUCGUCUCCGCGUUUGCAGGUUCGCCGCGAUGCGUCGAUGAUCCGCACCGCGCCGCCGCGCGCGCGGAGGAGGGCGAUACGUGCAGCCCCCGCUUGGGGGAUUCGGGGUCUGUUUGGGCGGGAGCAGGUUUGGGGAUUGAGAGCGCGGGGAGGGCGAGAUGUCGGCGAGGCUCGAUCGUCGUGGCUCGUCAGAUCGGCCCGGCGAGAGGGUGGAGUUCAGGUUCUCGGGCUUCCGCGCUGUUCAGGUUCCGGUGGUAUCAGAUAGGCUGAUACUUUCAAUAGUUGCAGUGGACACUGGAAAAACGAUUGCCAAGUCCACUAAAGCUGCUGCACUUAGUGGAAUCUGUCAAUGGCCAGAUUCCAUCCUAGAACCAAUUUGGUUUUCCCAAGAUGAAGUGUCGAAAGAAUUUCAUGAUUGUCAGUGCAGGUUUGUUGUUUCCAUGGGAUCAACAGAAAAUGGUAUACUUGGGGAAGUUCUCCUUAAUAUGACUAACUAUCUUAGUUCAUUGGACUCUAAUGCUAUCUCUUUGCCAUUGGAGAAAUGCAAUUCUGGAACAACUCUACAGCUUAACAUCCAAUGUCUUGGCACUAAUUCUAAAACAAGUGAUGUGAAAUCAUGGAAUGAACUAUCAAAUGUCUAUAGUCCAACCAAUGAUGACAUGGGGUGCAUAUCAGAUUGCUCUGGCAGUAUGUUGAAUAUGAUUACUCAUUCUUUGUCAGGGAAUAACUUAGGUGGCUCUUAUCAAGAUGAAGCUGGAAAUAGGGAUGCAAGUUUGUCAACAUCAAAGUCUUAUCGGAGUUUUAAUUCUGAAGAUAGUACCACUGACAGAAUAAAUGUAACUCCUAGAGACAACUCGAAUGAUGAAUUAUAUAUACGGAGGCAUGCUUCUGUUAGCCCUGUUUCCAUCCAUAUUAGUGCGGGUCAUUCUGAUGAGGUCACUAGAUCAAACAAUUCAUCAUUCAGUUCUCGAACUCCAGCUCAAAACAUGCUGCAGGGAAUUAAUGCACAACCAUUUGCAAGAGAUUUAUCUCAAUUAUCAUCAGGGGCAUCUGAUGUCUCCAAAGAUAUCCUCAACAAUGCUGAAGAGGCAAUUGAUGAACUACGUGGUGAAGCAAAAAUGUGGGAAAGAAAAUCUCGCAAGUUGAAACGUGGUCUAGAGACAUUAAAGAAAGAAUCUGCUGAUAAAUCUAAGAAACAAUCUGAGCUAGCGCUGGAACUUGCAGCUUCAAAUUCUGAGCGAGAUGCCUUAAGGCAGGAAAUUGAAGAACUCAAAUGUUCUUUGGAACAGGCAACUGAACACCAAAUUAUUUCAGGAAGUCCAAGAUCUGGGGAUGUGAUAGAGCUCCACAAAGAGGUGAAAGAUGACAUUCAAUUUCUGAAAGAAUCAAAUGUAAAUUUAUCAACACAACUGAAGAAGACACAAGAUGCCAAUAUAGAGCUUGUUUCAAUCCUUCAAGAACUCGAAGAAACAAUAGAGGUUCAGAGAGUGGAAAUUUCUAACAUCUCUCGUGCAAGUAAUUUGAUAGACCAUGAGGCCUCCAAAAAUGAUAUAUUAAUUCAAGAAAAUGUAGAGUGGGCUAGAGAAUUGUCACUAAAAGAAGAUGAAAUUGCAAUGUUGCGGGAAAAAUUACACCGUAUGCUUAAUGUUGAAAAUCCAAACAAUGAAGGUUCUGAUGUUAUUUACCUUGAAUUGGAAAAGGAAAAUGACUUUUUGAAGGUCAAAAUACAAGAACUGGAGAAGGACUGUUCUGAAUUAACUGACGAAAAUAUGGAGCUUAUAUACAAGUUGAAAGAAGUAAGUGGGAUAGCCAGAGGAGAUGAUUUGUGCGUUCCUAAUAAUGAGGAAGUCGCCAAUGAGGGUGAUCUUUUUGACAGUUCAACAUCUAAAGUAAAAUAUCUAGAGACAAAAUGUGCUGAUCUUGAGCUGAAGUUGAAUAGUUGUAGGUCCGAGUCCAGUGAGCUAGAAGAAAAGCUCCAGAAAAGCCAAGAUGAGCUAAAAGACAGAACUCUUGAAUUAUCUGAUCUGAGAGACAAGCUUAGUGGUUUCCAUGCCACAGAAAUGGAGGAAGGAGACACUGGUAGUGCAAAAUCUUACAAAUCGAGAACUGAAAAACUCGAUGAAAAUAACAACGAAACUGAAUUAGAUGCUUUGAGGAGUACAGUUGUACUAAAAGAACAAGAAAUUGAGAGCUUGCAGCAUUCUAAAAAAGAAAUGGAGAACUUUCUAUCUGAAAUUGAGAAUGAGAAGAAUAAGUUGGAGGAACGUUUAGAAGCAGCACUAAAAGAAUGUAGCAUCACUUCAACUUGCUUGAAUGAAGUGCGAGAAGAACUCCUUGUUCUCACAAGCAGCGUAGAUUCUCAUGUUUCCACCAAUAACGUUCUCGAAACAAAGAUUAGUGAGCUUGAAAUCUACAAAGUCAGUCUAGAGUUACAUAUAUCAAAGCUGGAACAAGAAAAUAUAGAGCAACUAAAAGAAUGUAGCAUCACUUCAGCUUGCUUGAAUGAAGUGCGAGAAGAACUCCUUGUUCUCACAAGCAGCGUAGAUUCCCAUGUUUCCACCAAUAAUGUUCUCGAAACAAAGAUUAGUGAGCUUGAAAUCUACAAAGGCAGUCUAGAGUUACAUAUAUCAAAGCUGGAACAAGAAAAUAUAGAGCUGUCAGAUUCCAUAUGUGGAAUAGAGGCUCAGUUGAACUAUCUGACAAGUGAAAUGGAGUUAAGCAUGCUACAACUAGAUGAGUCUAGAUCACUUAUCACAGACCUUAACGAUAAUCUAAUUCAACAGCAAGCAGAGGUGGAAGCUCAAAAGGUAGAACUGAAGAAAAACCAGCUAGAAUCAGACAGGAGGUUGUCAGAAGUACAAGAGGAUUCAGAAACCCUAAGAAGGUCAAAUGCAAAACUGCAGUCUACCGUUGAUCGUGCUGUUGAAGAAUGCAAAUCUCUGCAGACUCUGACAGCUGAUCUAAAGAAGCAGAAGCUGGAAGUGCAUGGUUAUGCUGCACAUCUGGAGCAGGAAUUGGAGCAGUCAAAAAGAAAGACCAUGGAUUUCUGCAAAACGUUAGAGUUCCUAGAUGCAAAAUUGUCUUCUCUUCAGAAAGACAUUUCUUUCAAAGAGCAAUCUUUGCUUUCAGAACUGGAGAAUAUAUUUCAAGAGCACAAGGAGCAUGAAGAAAGGAUAAAACAUGCACAUUUUCUUUUAAACAAGAUUGAGAAAGAAAAGAUUGUUGAAUUAAGCAAUCUUGAGAGGGAGGUUGUUAGCCUUACUGCACAGGUAUCUUCAACACAGGAGGAGAGAGAAAAUUCCACGUUAGAUACCAUACGUGAGGUUUCCAUCCUUCGAGCAGACAAGGCUAAACUUGAGGCUAAUCUUGAAGAUGUCAAUGCGCAGAUGAUACAUUACAAGUCUCAAUUGGAAGAUCUACAAGAGUCUAAAGCCAAGAUUAAAGGCCUAGUUGACUCGCUCAAUGCGUCCAAACAGAAUGAAGAAAUGCUAGCUACAGAUGUUGAUCAUAUGAGAAGAUCGAUUGAAGAUGCAAGAUCCAAUGAAAAUGACUUAAGGAAAACUUUGUGUGAACUCGAGUUGAAAUUUAAAUCCAGUGAUUAUGAGAAACAUCAGAUAAUUGAAGAAAUUUCUGGACUGAAAAUUCAAGUUUGCAAAAUAUCAGCCCUCCAAGAUGAAAUUCUCACGUUACAAAAUUCUCUUGAUAAAGCUAAGUUUGAGAAAGGUAAGUUGGAAGGGUUACUUCAAUCAUUGUCUGAAGAGUGUGAAGAACUAAAAUCACAAAAGGGGAUAUCAACAGACAAAGUCGCAUGUUUACAGGACACAUUGAAUGUAGCUAAUGAAGAAAAGCAAAGUGAAAUAUCUAAGCAAACAAAACCUGUGAUGCUUGACGAUGACACACCAGCUAAUGAAACAUCACAUGUACUUGAAGCUGAACUAAAAAGUGAACUAAGUAUUAUCAAGGGAGCUAACAGUGAAUACCAACAGAAAAUACAUUCUCUUGAAAAGGAAAAUGAGGAUCUCAUGAGGAGAAGUCAGCUUAUGGAGAAGGAGCUUGAGCUGAAGACAAACCAAAACAAACAUGAAAACAUCAAUAAACAGGGUAAUGAUGCUAAUGAAAAUGGAGAUUCUCCAGUUAAUGACGUCCCUGAACUUCAGUCUAAGAUCCAAUUACUGGAAACUAGACUUGCUGAGGCACUAGAGGAAAGUAAAUUGUAUAGAGGACAACUGAAGAGUCCAAUACCAGAAGGGAAUUCUACUAAUAAGGAUGUCAAAGAGAAUGAUAAUGACAAGAUAUCACAACUAGAGUCAGAGCUAAAAGAUAUGCAAGAACGGUUACUCAACAUGAGCAUGCAGUAUGCAGAAGUUGAGGCGCAGCGUGAAGAAUUAGUAAUGGAGCUCAAAACAGCAAAUGCGAGAAAGGGACGGUGGUUCUAGUGAGAUGGGGAACUACUGCAUGCCAUAAUCAUAAGGCCCACACAGUACAGGAGGAAUGAAGUCAAAUGCGGCUACAAAUUG